Sodiomyces alkalinus F11 is the source of this 688-nucleotide messenger RNA. RefSeq lists its product as hypothetical. NCBI's taxonomy places the organism in Eukaryota, Fungi, Ascomycota, Sordariomycetes, Glomerellales, Plectosphaerellaceae. The record is from RefSeq and is a predicted model, not a curated record. Bases 1 to 606 code for a protein of 201 amino acids. The transcript has 9 exons.
AUGGGGGAGAAGGGGGGCCAGGUGGUGGAGGUGAUGGUGAUGGUGAUGGAGGAGACGGAGGUGAUGGAGGUGAUGGAGGAGAAGGAACAGGAGCAAGAGGAAGACGAGAGAGAGCUUCAUAAACCUUUGGGUGCCGAGAGUACGGCCCGGACUAAAAGACCAACGCCAUGGGGAUCUAAGACGGUGCCAGGCCUGAUGAGCGAAGUCAUGGACUCCGUCUGGGUGGUUUGCCGCGACGGGUCAAGGGCAGACGUGUGGUUCAUCAGCGGCCCACAAGCGACCUUCCCGCGAAUGCAAAGACUCGACAUACCCAAUGCAGCUGUGUACAAUAGUGACUCUUUUGGGCCGCAGCGGCAGAAUGGCCAGCAUCGUGCCAUACUUCCCCGAUUGCAGGACUUCAUCAGAGGAGACAACAACGUUUCCCCCAUUGCUGCUCAGCCCUUCGGAAAAGAGCCGACCACCGCCGCCGAUGGAUGUACGCGGUUUUCUGAACCGAACAUCCAUUAUGACCAGACGGUGUCCCACACGUACUAUUCAACGAAGGUUCCGCAUUCUCUUCAAUUCAGAAGCGAGCUGCGGACCAUCGAGGAUCUAUUCGUAUCAUGAGGCUGGUGAUUACCGUAGUUAGAGCAUGCGGGCGGACUUGAUCUGGAGAAACUCACGGGCGCUUAUCCCAUAGUACACACGC